AUGCGCAGUUUCCAUGAGCAUUUAGAGGAUGAAGAAAAGAGUCUGGGAGAAGAGGUAAUGGGUUUAUGGGAGAGGGACAUGCAUUUGGUGGACGAUCUAAAUGAGAGCCUUCAUUCUCAAGAUGAACUGAAGAAGCUGAAUCAAGAUCAUCAAAUUAAGGCUGAUGAUGCAAUCAGUCAGCACCUAGAGCUAGAUAACGAACUGGAAGAAAAAUUCCAUCAGUUUGAAUCCUGGAAGUUUGAUAUACCAAAAAGGAAUAUCAAUUGGAAAUUGCCUUUUCGGACAAGGAUGUGUGCAUCAAAUUGCUCGAGGAAGAGCUUUCCAUCCACAAUGCCCUUAUUUUUUAGAAAAAUGCUCAAAUUACAUCCCUGGGCGAGUUCCACGCCUCGGCCAAGCAAGAUGCAUUGA
Lactuca saligna is the source of this 408-nucleotide messenger RNA. The record is from the annotation of a GenBank genome assembly. NCBI's taxonomy places the organism in Eukaryota, Viridiplantae, Streptophyta, Magnoliopsida, Asterales, Asteraceae.